AUGUCCAGCGCGAGCGAGUCGUCGGACGAGGACGCGGACGCGCUGGCGACGACGUCCGCGGCGCGCGCGCGGGCGGCGGAGACGCUGGAUUUCUUGGGCGUUCGAGCGACGCGCGAGCGCGAUGACAUCGGCGCGUUCGAGGAGCGCUACGGCGCGGUGAAGCGCGCGCGAGGGGCGGGAGCGGCGGCGGAGGCGCUUGAAGGGCUCACGCUCGCGUUCGACGGCGGGUGGGGGGACGGGGUGCGCGGGUUGGGUGGGCGGCGACGCGGGGGACGGACGCCGCCGCGGGCGAAGGCGCGACGACGCGCGGCGACGCUGGAUUUAGGCGUGGAGGACGAGAUGCGCGCGCUGGACGAAGCGAACGCGGUCGCGGAGACGUUGGCGAGCGACCGAGGGGCGGAACUGGCGCUGGAGGUUCGGAGACCGCGAGACGGCGCGGCGUGGUUGUUAGGACUGGCGCUGCGCGGCGGGUUCGGCGGCGCGUCGAAUUUAGAGCGCCUGACCUCGCUCACUUUGCGCGGUGGGAAAGGGUUGAGCGUCGACGGGUUCACGACUCUCAUCGGGGCGCUCAAGGGCGACGCGCGGUCGCUGAGAAACUUGGACGUGUCGUCUUGCGGACUCGGCGUCGACGCCGCGAAGGCGCUCGUGGAGGUUCUGGAUGAAAAUGGGUGUCCUCUGGAGAGAUUAGAUCUCAAGGCGAACUCAUUGGGCGCAGACGGUGCGUUGGCGCUCUCGUGUGCGCUCUCGAGGGAGAAAUCCUCGCUCAAGGCGCUCAACGUGGCGCAGAACUUGAUCGGCGCGGAGGGGGUACGCGCACUCGUCGCAGCAAUUGCCGGCGCUUCAAACCUUCGAGAUUUAGAUCUACAACACAACGGAUGCGGUGAUCACGGGGCGCACGCGUUCGCACAGCACGGUUUAGGCUCGCUUGAGAAUUUAUCCCUGGGAUUCAAUGGGAUCGGCGCGGACGGAGCGCGCGCGAUCGCAGAGGCUUUGCGCAAACGCCACCGAUCGGAUGACGAUGACAUGGACGUGCACGGCGGUGGAGACGACGAUGCCGUCGGUCGAGCGUCUAAAAUGUUAAAACGACUUGAUUUAAAGUGUAACACCGUGGGUUCAGACGGCGCGCACGCGCUCGCGGAAUCUUUGAAUGACGUCGAGGAUUUGGAUCUGUCGAAUAAUUCAUUGAGAGACGGGACGAAGUGGAUCGCGAAAUCACUCAAGUCCAAGGCUUCAAAUCUGAAACAGCUUAGUCUACAGGCGAAUGAGAUGACGGAUGAUGAUGCUUGGUGGAUCGCCGAUGCGCUCGGUGAGAACAACAGCCUUAAGACGCUGAACUUGGGCUCAAAUGCGUUGGGCGAUUCGGGCGCCUCGGAUCUCGCAUCCGAUCUCCGCGAGAAUACGUCGUUGGAAACGCUCGACUUGACUCGAAACACCAUAGGAAAAGACGGGGCGAAUGAGCUCAUGGAUGCCAUGGAUGAGAACAAAACCCUCACAAGGCUCGCGAUUGAGAGCAAUCUGAUUCCGGCGGAGACGACGCUCGAGAUGAAGCGCCGCGUCGGUCUUCGAGCGCAAUGCGACUGGCAGCGCGCGGGAUUCAGCGAUACCGCGGCGACGGCGCCGACGAAAUUCACUUAA
This is a messenger RNA of Ostreococcus tauri, 1635 nucleotides long. RefSeq names its product Leucine-rich repeat, ribonuclease inhibitor subtype. Gene Ontology annotation, cellular component: cytosol; perinuclear region of cytoplasm; nucleus. The transcript has a single exon. Bases 1 to 1635 code for a protein of 544 amino acids. NCBI's taxonomy places the organism in Eukaryota, Viridiplantae, Chlorophyta, Mamiellophyceae, Mamiellales, Bathycoccaceae. Gene Ontology annotation, biological process: nucleocytoplasmic transport; activation of GTPase activity. The record is from RefSeq and is a predicted model, not a curated record. Gene Ontology annotation, molecular function: small GTPase binding; GTPase activator activity.